UUGGGUGAGGUGCAGAGACCGGAGGGACUUUCACUCAGACUAAAAGUAAACUGGUUCUCAGGGGAACAGAAAGAAUAAAGCCAGUCUGACCCCGGGGAGGGGUGGGGGGUGCUUGGGAACCACUGUCCAGUUUGACCCCGACAUUGAGAGGAAAACCACGACCUCGGAGGAAGACGAGCCUCCCCCCGCAAGGGGAGAGAAAAUCUGCCCAGCCCCUCCCCUGGAGAGCCAGUGUCCAUUCCGACGCCGGUGGUGGGAGAAAACCCUGUCCAGUCCGAACCGCAGGUGGGAGGAGACAGAUUGUCCAGUCCGACCCCGGAGGGGAGGGGAGGAGAGGAGAGGAGCCAGUGUCUAGACUCAGACGGGGAGAAGAACCAGAGUCAGUCUGACGCCAGGCUUUAGAAUCUAUCCGCUUGAGACAGAGAGAGGGACCGGUCUCAGUUUAAUCCGAGAGUCUCCUUCAGCAAGAGGAGCAUAACGGUCCAAUUUGAGAACAGAACGGGAUCCAUCCUAACCCGGGAAAGAAAGUGCUAGGAGAGGGGUGGGGUGUUAUUUCUCUUUAUAUCGCGUUGGAGCGCUUUCCCCUUAAACUUUCGGAGUAUGGGAGUCGGCGCGUCACUUCAGGAACUCGCCGCUGCCGGUCAGCCGGACAGCCGAGGGGAAAGCGAGGGGCAGAACCAUGAGACCAGCGACCACCACUCGGAUGAAGGGGCAGACGGCAAGUCUGUUCUGAAAACUGACCAGAUUUCAGGAAUUCAGGGAGAUGUAACGGAUAAAAAAUUAGAGGAGCUAAAUGGGAUUCCGGAAGAUAUAGAUACCAAACAAGUCGGACAAGGUGAUCCAGUGCUUGUAUCCGGAGGGGAAGAGAUGGAGGAAAUGCAACUGAACAAGGAAAUCCCUGUUGAGAAUGAACAUGGAGAGCAGAAAGAUGUCGAGAAGGGUGAUGAACUGCUCAUAGAGGUGGGAGUGCCAGCUGAGGAGGUGCAAGGUACUGAGGUUUGCUUCAACGUCUUCAAGUGUAUGGGUCUGAAGUUUGCCUUGAAGAAUGAGAAACCAGUGAGGGCAGAGCCCGUGCAGCUACUUACCGCGUCGCAGGAAGAAGCUGGUGAGGCAGGGAGAGCAGUCAGCGAGCCCAGGCAAGAAGUGGAAGGAAGUGCUGAAGCCAACAGCGAGGCUGAGGGGAGCUCACCUGAAAUCCUUACUCCAGAGAAAGCUGAAGAGUGUAUUGAGCAGGAAGAAACCAAAGUAAUGGACACAGAGGUUAUCCCAACAGCUGCGGAGCCUGCCGUAAACACAUCAGACAGCCCAGUGGUGGAACGGCUGUUGAGGAGAUUUUUCAGACAGGACUAUUUCUCAGGACUGCGAAUAAAGCAGAGUUCCAUGAAGGACAAAGAGGCACCACAGAUCACUGACAAGGAAGGCAAGGAGGACAUUAGGAGAGAGGCGACAGAGUGUGGACCUGACGUACAGCCAUCCAAUUCCCAGGAUGCUGCUGAAGUCUCCGUUGCUCGGUCUCCUGAAAAAAAUCAAGGGGGAGAGGAGGACUUUGAAGAUCUUACAGCAGAAUUAGCUAGUGUCAGGGUGGCAAGCGAGGCACCUGCUGUGGGUGAGAUUGUGGCAUCUGAAGUAAAAGAGAAUGGUGCCACUGCAGAACAUUCCAUGGCUGCCAGUGAUUUGGAGACAGACCAGCAGAUCCCCAGUGCUGGAAAACCAAUGGGAGAAGCAGGAGUGGAUUCUCCUGCUCCUGAAGCCCCAGCAGAGUUUCAGAUUGAACACAAGAAAGCCCAGAAAAAAUCUUCAGUCAGUACUUUGGACCCCGUCAGUGCUGAGUGUGAGCUUGUCUCUUCUCAAAAGCCCAACCAUCAAGAUAGCCCAAUCAAAAACCUUCUCACAAGUGGUAGCAUCAAAAAACUGACCAAGGAAGACAAAGGUGAGAAAGGGGAAGCCAGCACAGGAGCUCUCAAUGAUGAAGCAAAACUGCAGUCUUCAACCAAGUGGAAAGGCAUCCCUGACAGCAGUAAGCCAGAUGGCCCACCAGCCUUUCCGGAGAAAAUGGAUGAAGGAAUUGUAGCAGAAGUGACAGAGUCAGACUUGUUGCCCAUGGAGCAGGAGGAGGCAAAUGCUGACAGUGAUGGGGAGAGGAAGGAAGCCAUCACUGCCUGGGCUUCCUUUAAGAAGCUAAUGACACCAAAGAAGCAUCCAAAAGAGCCAUUGGACAAUGAGAGAGGUGACCAAGCAACUGACAAGGCAAAAAGCAUGACCGCUUCCACUGAGAACACAGCCUCUGAGAAGCAAGAGGAGCCCAACUCCAGCGGUGAGGAGUCAAAACUGGAUCAAACUACCGAGGACCUAAAAAAGAAGGCAGACACCACUGCAGCCUGGGAAGCACUAAUCUGUGUGGCAUCCUCGAAGAAAAGAGUGAGAAAACAAUCUGAGUCUGACCGCCAAAAGCCAAACAAAGAGUCCCAGACUACAGAGGCAAGUGAUCAGGUGCAAGACCAUGCUGAGGUUACAGAGGGCAGCACCUCUCAAGGCCCUGAUCAGGAGCAAAGGGAAAGAUCUUUGAGCUGUGCCAAGAGCCCUCUGGAAGGCGAGGCUACCAAUGGGGUAAUUUCCACUUGGGAAUCCUUCAAGCGAUUUAUGUCCCCCAGGCGUAGAUCAAGUUCUAAGCUGAGAGAGCGCAGGGAGGAAUCUGAACCUAAGCCAGCAGCAACAGAGGCUGCUAAGGAAGAAUCGUGGGCACCUCUGAAGAAACUAAUACAUGGGAGAAAGAAGAUGAGGCCGAACACUAAGCUGCAGCAACCUCAGUCCGAGCCUGCUGGAAAAGGUGCAGCCGACACAGAGUUUGCAGGGGACAAGAGUGAAGAGGAACCCGAAACACCAUCUGUGGUUCCAAUUUCCGAAUAUGAUGAUGUAGACAUGAUGCAAACGCCAGUGACAACAGCAGAGGAAACACUUCUUGGAAGAGAUGAUGCCAUGGUGGGGAGAGUCCUCCAAGAGGGGCAGAAAGAGGCCACACAAAAUAUGAACCUGUUGACUUAUCCGACCAUGUCCAGCUGCCAAAUACAGGUUCUGCCCAGCAGCCAAGUUGACAUCCCCAAGCAUAAACCAGACAUUUCCACAGGGGAAGGCCCAAGCAAAGAGGAGUCAGGAACCUUCAUGACUGGAGUGGCAGAGUCUACACAUAAAGCAGCUGAGAAGAUCUUAGCAAUCACGGGUCCACUUGCAGAAGGCAAUACGCAGGCUACAGCCGGUGAAGCAACAGUACAGGAAAUGCCUGCAGAGCUGCAGGAGGUUGCACUCAAACAGGAGAUUCCCCCGACUGCCAUCGACCAGGCCUUGAAACAAGAUGAAGCACAAGCAGGUGAAUGCCAGCAUUUGCUCCCUGCAGAGCAUCAAGAGGUCAAGGACAGCAUCACUGCCACGACUAUAAGCCAGGAUGGAGCAUCAUUGGUAGAGGAAGUGAAGACCAGAGAUAUGGAAGCUGUGAGAGAGCAGACAUUGGAGGCCAAUCAACGGGAGGAUGUUAAAGAGACUGAAGCUGUUAGGGAGCAGUCAAUUAAAAUUGCUGAAGGGGGAAGCAAGAGAGAGCCACAGUCGAUCACACCAGUCCCGGACAAGGCAGGAGCAGAGCAAAUUAUUGAAUACAGAAAGACCGAGAUCAUUACAGCUCCUGCAGCCCGGAAGGAUGAAUCCACGGAGGAUGCAAGUCUCCAAGAAAGCCGAGUGGAACAGACUGCAGAAGCUCCAAUGCUGGUGGAAAAGAAUGUGGCUGAGACUGAAUACUUUGAACAGACAGUGGUGAGUUUUCUGCCAGAGGAAGUGAGCCAGGUAGAGACUAGUGAGCAGAAUGUUGAGGUAACACCAGCAGUGAGUGUGAUCGAAGUUCUACCUGCUGAAGAUACAGUUGAAAUCACUGCUGAGGAAAUGAUGGAGACUGAGAGUCAUAUAGAACCCACUAAAAUCACACCAACAGUGGAAGUGACUGAGGUGGUUUGUGGUGAGAUGGCUGACGUUACUCCAGAGGAGAUAAAGAAAGCUGUAUUAAAUGAAGAACCCAUUGAAAUCUCACCCGCUGUAGGAGUAACUGAGGCAAUUUGCAGUGAUGUGACCACUGAGCUCACUGCUGUGGAAGUUGCAGAGGCUGUAUUGGGCGAAGAACCCAUUGAAAUUUCUCAAGCAGUGGAAGUGACUGAGGUGACGUGCAGAGGCAUCGAUGAAAUCACUCCAGAAGGAGCAAUUACUGUGAUGCAUGAAGAGUCUACAGAGAUCACUCUGGCAGGAACAAGGGAGAUCAUAACCGGUGUGCAACCUGUUGAGAUCUCUCCUCUACCUUUAACUGAGAUUAGUCCUGGUAGGGAGCCCAUUGAUAUCAAUCCAACAAUGGGAGUGACAGAGGUAGUAUGUAGUGAAGAGACUACAGAAAUCACUCCAGGCCUUGUAUCCAAGACUAUACCUAGUGAAGAGCCCAUCAAAAUCACCCCAGUGGGAGUAACUGAGGCAGUCCUGGGUGAAGUGAUGACUGAACUAGAUCCAAUGAGAGUAACAGAUGUUCCUUUGGACAAAGAGCCCACUGAAAUCGUUCCAAUGAGAAUUACUGAAGCUCUUUGUAGUGAAGAGAAAACUGAGCACAGUGUUGCUCUUGUGCAGGAGAUUGCUCCAGCUGCAAUCGAGCAGGACCUGAAACCAGAUGCAGCCCAAAUAGGUGAACGUCAAACUCUGCCCCCGAUAGAGCAACAAGUGAUUGAUGACAACGUGACUGCCACAACUAUGAGCAAGGAUGGAGCCUUAUCAGUAGAGGAAGGGAAGUCUGUAAAUAAGGAAGUUGUGAGAGAACAGAUGCUGGCAGCCGGUCAAAGUGAAGAUGAUGCAGAGACAGAUGCUGAUAAGGAGCAAUCUUUGAAAAGUGCUGAAGAGCGAGGUGAGGGAGAGCCACAGACAAUCACAUCAAUCCCUGACAAGGCAGGAGCAGAGCAAAUUAUUGAAUGCAGAAAGACUGAGAUCAUUACAGCUCCUGCAGCCAGGAAGGAUGAAACAGGAAUAAAGCAAGUAGGUGACACAACGUUGGAUGUUGCUCAGCGGGUGGCAGUGGGAAAGACUGAAGCUGCUGCUGUGGAUAACUCAGAAAAUGCUCAAGAGAUGCGAGUGGAAAAGGCAUUGGCUGAAUCCACAGAAGUUGCAAGUCUCCAAGAAAGCCGAGUGGAACGGAGUGUGGAAACUCCAAUGCUGGUGGAAAAGAAUGUGGCUGAGACAGAGUACUUUGAAGAGAGCGGAGUGAGUUUUCUGCCAAAGGAAGUGAGUCAGAUAAAGAUUAGUGAGCAGAAUGUUGAGGUAACACCAGCAGUGAGCAUGAUCGAAGUUCUACCUGCUGAAGAUACGGUUGAAAUCACUGCUGAGGAAAUGAUGGAGACUGAGAGUCAUAUAGAACCCACUAAAAUCACACCAACAGUGGAAGUGACUGAGGUGGAGUGUGGAGAGAUGGCUGAUGUUACUCCAGAGGGAAUAAAGGAGGCUUUAUUAGGUGAGGAACCCAUUGAAAUGUCACCCGCUGUAGGAGUAACUGAGGCAAUUUGCAGUGAUGUGACUACUGAGCUCACUGUUGCGGAAGUUGCAGAGGCUGUAUUGGGCGAAGAACCCAUUGAAAUUUCUCAAGCAGUGGAAGUGACUGGGGUGAUGUGCAGAGGAAUUGAUGAAAUCACUCCAGAAGGAGCAAUUACUGUGAUGCAUGAAGAGUCUACGGAGAUCACUCUGGCAGGAACAAGGGAGAUCACAACCACUGUGCAACCUGUUGAGAUCUCUCCUCUGCCUUUAACUGAGAUUAGUCCUGGUAAGGAGCCCAUUGAUAACAAUCCAACAAUGGGAGUGACAGAGGUAGUAUGUAGUGAAGAGACUACAGAAAUCACUCCAGGCCUUGUAUCCAAGACUAUACCUAGUGAAGAGCCCAUCAAAAUCACCCCAGUGGGAGUAACUGAGGCAGUCCUGGGUGAAGUGAUGACUGAACUAGAUCCAAUGAGAGUAACAGACGUUCCUUUGGACAAAGAGCCCACUGAAAUCAUUCCAAUGAGAAUUACUGAAGCUCUUUGUAGUGAAGAGAAAACUGAGCACAGUGUUGCUCUUGUGCAGGAGAUUGCUCCAGCUGCAAUCGAGCAGGACCUGAAACCAGAUGCAGCCCAAAUAGGUGAACGUAAACCUCUUCUCCCGGUAGAGUGUCAAGUGGUUGAUGAGAAUGUGUCUAUCACAACCAUAAGCAAGGGUGGAGCCUUAUCGGUAGAGGAAGAGAAGAAUGGAAAUAUGGAAGUUGAUAGAGGGCAGGCUUUGACAGUCAGUAAAAGGGAGAAUGUUGAAGAGACAGAAGCUGUUGGGGAACAGUCUGUCAAAAUUGCUGAAAAGGGAGAUGAGAGAGAACCACAGACAAUCACACUAGUCCCUGACAAGGCAGGAGCAGAGCAAAUUAUUGAAUGCAGAAAGACCGAGAUCAUUACAGCUCCUGCAGCCAGGAAGGAUGAAACGGCAAUAAAGCAAGUAGUUGACACAACAUUGGAUGUUGCUCAGCGGGUGGCAGUGGGAAAGAUUGAAGCUGUUGCUGUGGAUGACUCUGAAAAUGCUCAAGAGAUGCGAGUGGAAAAGGCGUUGGCUGAAUCCACGGAGGUUGCAAGUCUCCAAGAAAGCAGAGUGGAACGGAGUGUGGAAACUCCAAUGCCGGUGGAAAAGAGUGUGGCUGAGACUGAGUACUUUGAAGACAGAGUGAGUUUUCUGCCAGAGGAAGUGAGCCAGGUAGAGACUAGUGAGCAGAAUGUUGAGGUAACACCAGCAGUGAGCGUGAUCGAAGUUCUAUCCGCUAAAGAUACAGUUGAAAUCAUUGCUGAGGAAAUGAUGGAGACUGAAAAUCAUAUAGAACCCACUAAAAUCACAUCAGAAGUGGGAGUGACUGAGGUGGUGUGUGGUGAGAUGACUGGCAUCACUCCAGAGGGAAUAAAGGAGGCUCUAUUAGGUGAGGAACCCAUUAAAGUCUCACCCGCUGUAGGAGUAACUGAGGCAGUUUGCAGUGAUGUGACCACUGAGCUCACUGGUGUGGAAGAUGCAAAGGCUGCAUUGGGUGAAGAGCCCAUUGAAAUUUCUCAGGUGGUGAAAGUGACUGAGGUGACGUGCAGAGAAAUUGAUGAAAUCACUCCAGAAGGAGCAACAGCUGUGGUGUGCAAUGAAGAGAUGGCAGAGAUCACUUCAGUAGGAGUAAGGGAGAUUAUACCUGGCGAGCAACCUGUUGGGAUUGCUCCUCUGUAUUUAACCGAGAUAGUAGCUGUUGAGAAUACCAUUGGCAUCACACCUAUGAUAGGAAAGACAGAAAUGGGAGAGACAUGGGAAGAGCCCACUGAAAAGCCUAUUAAAAUUACUCCAACAGUGGGAAUGAUGGAAGCUGUGUGUGGUGAAGAGUUCACAGAACUGACUCCAUUAGAAGAAGCUAUGGUUAAAACCAGUGAAGAACAGCAUGAGGUUGUUUCUGUGGGAGUGACUGAGGGAGGUGGUGAGAAGGCCAUGGAACCUGUCACAGUGGUGCACAGUGAAGUGGUUGCCACUGCUUCAUUGGAGGUGGGAGUAGAAGAGAGCACGUAUGAACACAAAGAAGGUGAAAUUCCACAGCAAGAAGAAAGUGAGAGAUCUAAAGACAAUGUACAAAAGGUGAUGGACUCUGAAGUAGAGAAGCAGUUCUCCACUGCUGUGAUUGUACAACAGGAUAUGGGAACUGAGAAUUUGGAUAACAUAGUACGUGAUGAGCCUGUUGAAAGCCCUGAACAGCAGAGAACUCAGAAAGCUGCCUUUGAUUCUUUGAGUUCAGCAACACAAAUUCUACAGUCCAUUACCACUGAGGGAGGAAGCAAAGAAAAAGACGAAGCCGCUGCAGUUAAAGGUGAGGUGAAAAGUGAAACUGUUUCUGAUGAGCUUAAAGGCGCUGUCUUGGUGCAGCCUGCUGCAUUGGUCACAGCGCCCAGAGAUGAGGGAGAAACUUCUCCAAGAGAGCACCCUGAAAAAUCAGUCAUGGAAACUGCUGAAACCCAAGCUGGCGAGGUGUUGGCAGCCAAACAAGUUGAAACAGGAGGAGCUUGUGUUACCAGUGAGUUACCAAGCACAGCCACUGAAGAUGAAGGUGUGAGUGCUGAGCAAAAUAUGUCACAGAUUGAGUCGGCAGAGGAAGUGGAGUGCAAGCUGGCCUCAAAGGAAAAGGACAAACCAAUACUAGAUGAAUCCAUGAAAAAGAUUACACUUGUGCAGGUUGACCAGCUGACUGCAACAAGUCAAGGUGAUCAAAGUGUGCCCAAUUCUAAACUGUGUCAACAUAUCGAGGGUGCAGCUGGGCCGCAAGACGGUGUGGAGUUAAAGAGCCCCUCAGCUGCUCCACUUGUCGAGGAGCAAGCACUCACAUUGUUGGCGCCACAAAGUCUGGUUGGGCUUACCGAAACAAAACAUGAAGACACUAAAACAUGUACAACUUUGGAAAGUGUUUCUGAUGUAAAACUGUGUUCUGCCUUUGUUAAUGAAUGUCAAGCCAGACAGAACAAGACAGUGCCCCCAAUGGAGGAUCUUUCUGUAGUUGGGAUUUCGGAGUCCUGUGAAGAGGCUAUCCUUGUAACUGCAUCUUCUGUGGAGGAGGUAAUCAGUGCAGAGGUUGUAACAACUGUAGAAACUGCAAGCAAAGUAGAUACAGGCCACAUUGCUGAUAAUUCUGGAACAGGCUUGAUAACUAAUGUACAAAAGGCAGAGAGCUGCAGAAGAGUGCAACUUGAAGAUCAGCCAGUAGAAUGCAAAGUCAAAGAAACUAUUAUUCAGAAAAAGAAGUGUCUGGAAACUCAGAUCGAAAUAGAAGUGAGUCAAACACAGGUAUUUGAACAGCAGAGCACACAUGCUGCUCAGGGUCUCAUUCAAGACGCUCUGGCAUUAAGUCAGCUACAGGGACAAGAUAGUACGAAGGAAGAGGAGAACUUAUUUACACUACAAAAGAAUAUGGCAGUCAAUCAGGAAUUGGAAACUUUUUUAAGUCAAGAUAUUGAAAGAAAAGAGAAAGUGUUGAUGCAGUCAGCUGAGAUGAUGUUAACGACAACUGUGAGCAGUGGUCAAGAACCAACUGAGACCGAAACUCUUGCAUCAAUGCAUAGUGAAUCAACUGACAGUGGUUCAGGCAAAUCUUCACUGUCGUCAGAAGCAACCAAAGCUGAAUGUAGCCUAUCACUAGAUCAGAGUGAAACCACACAUCCAUCUAUGGAAGUGACUGAGCAAACCCAACUCGUGACAAUCCAAACUUUAAUCCAUGGAGGAUUAGUAAAUGAAAGUCUGGAACAAAAUGAGAUCUCCGACCAGUUGUGAGAAACAAAAUGUGAAGGCGUGGAGACUUGCAGAAUUAAGAUUUACUAUGACAAGACCGAGUAUCACUGUCAAGACAAUCCUGAAUCAGUUCAAGGACAUGGUCUGCACUAUUAUGUAACCUUGUAUUAAUUAUAUAACAUUCUGAUUUGACAAUAAAUGCAUUGUGUCUUGUUGAAGCAAUGCUGCUUCUCUGCAAUCUGCACUUUGCAUGUGGGGAAGGAAAGUGUAAUCUGAACAUUCUGGGAAUGGCUGCUGUAUUUGUUCACAGAACUAAGAUGAAAGACACCUUGUGUUAUUUAAUGUGUAAGUUAAUUCCAAAAGUAUCCAGAAAUACUAGUGUCCUCAUCAAUCUGAUUAGAAAACAAUGGAAUAUUUUAAAGUCCAUUCUUAAAAUGUGUCUAAAAGUUGUUCUGAUGCUUACCAAAGUAAUCCAAUGUUGAACAAACAUCUUUGCAUUGGAUAUAGACUGAAAUGACACACAGUGGCAUGUGCUCAAAGGUGAUCUGACUUGGGAUUUUGAAAUCCUAUGGAGAGUAGCAUAUUGUUUAGAGUUGAUAAGCCAUGCAGUGUGUUUGAACCAAGUUUGUAGUUUUACUAAAUCUAUCACCACUGAACUGUCAUUGUCUAAGGGAGUUGAAUUUUGGCAGAGGCCAGACUCAUCAGAAAGCUUGCUUCACUAUGAAAUGGAGAUCCAUUUUAUUGGGUUAAUAGUUGCGGUUUAUUUGGACUGCCUUGACAACUUCCUAAGAUGUGCCUUAGUAUUGUGUAUUAUUAAUGCUCAACAUUUCAUUGAUCUUUCCUCUAUCUUUGUGAAUACCUCAGCCCCCUAUAAAACACGCCACCUAUUACUAAGGCAAUGUUGGGAAUUGAUUGUUCAAGCUGGAUAGUCCUUCCAGCUUACUUUCUUACCCUUUUGACAGAGCAACUCCCAAGACACUUCCAGUCUUGUUUGUGAUAUUUUACGGUAUGCCAUUAGGUUAACAGGGCAAAUGUUGUACACACAUUUACUGCAUUUCAUUAACCAGGCAGGAGCCACAAUUCAUAUUACUACUGCAGUGUUUUUAUAACUGAAUGUGAAAUUGAUAUUUGUACAGAUUGUAUUUCCCAUUUGCCUAAGCCAUAUUGGAAUACUUAUACAAAUAAAAUAAUAUUAGGAUUAACAUUUUUGUGGUUACUGUACUGAACGGGGUCUGGUUCUGUGUUCAAGUGCCUAAUAAUGAUUCUUCAUAGAAAGUAAGUUGCACUAUUGCUCUAAUUUUAUUUAAUCAUGCACUACUCCCAAUGACUUUGGUGGGAGGAGGAGAGAAUGGGAUGGAUCUCUUUCUUGAAUGGGGCAUAGUCAAAGAUUCCUACUUGUAAUGUUGCAGUUUUACUUUAUUGCAGAAUAUUUUCUGCUUUCAUUUAAGGUACUGCAGCAAGUCAGAUAUGACAGCUGUGUUGUGCUUUAACUGUUCUGAUUCAGUCUUGUAAACAUUCAAAUGUCUCCCCUUAAAGUCUCGUAUAACAUAAUUUUAAAGCCUGAAUAAGCCACCUUCAAUUAUUUUGAGUUAUUUCUACAAUCUCAAUUUCAAUUCUCCCUUUAGCAAAUGUGAGUACUUGAUGUCCCCUAAGUUGAAUGAUGCAGGUCAUGUCUAUAGCAGUUACUUUGUAGAGUUAUGCAGUACAUAGCAUUUUCCUAUCCCUAUGGCCUUGCAAAUUAUUUCUUUACUUAUCCAGUUGCCUUGUUGAACAUUAGUUACAGCUGCUCCACUUCUGUUCUGUUGAUCUUUAAGCCUCUUUAUCCCAUAACAAUUAACUCUCCAAGAGGGAAAUUUCUGUGGUCUUGCAUAUUUUCAACUUGUGUAAUAACUUUGAGGGAUCUAUGAACAUGAACUCCAAGAUUUCGCAGCUCCUCUGCCAAGAAUCCUGCUUUUAACCCUAUAUCCUGCCUUCAAGUUCAACCUUAAAAGUGUAUCGCUUCACACUUUUAUGGACUGCAUUCCAUCAGCUACUUCUCAGCUCAGCUCUGCUUCCUAUUAAUGUCCCACUGUAAACCUAUGACAACCUUCUACACUUACCUUUGGGUCAUCUGCAAAACUUACAAACCCACCCCUCCACUUCCUCAUUCAAGUCAUUUAUAAAAAUCAUGAAGAACAGUGAUCCCAGAACCAAUAGGACAUCACUGACCUCCGGCAGAACACGCUCUAUCUACCCCAACCCUUCAGCUUCUGUAGGGAAGCCAAUUCUAAAUCCACUCAGCCACAUUUCACUGAUUCCCAUGCUCCUUGACUUUCUGAAUGGAAAACUUUGAGCGCCUUAUUAAAAUCCAUAUAUGCCACAUCCACUAACCUUCCUUCAUUUAUUUGUUUUGUCACUACCUCAAAGAAUUCAAUCAGACACAUGAGGCAAAGCCUGCCCCUCAAAACGCUAUGCUGACUAUCCCUGAUCUGACUACGCUUCUCCAAAUGCUCAUAAAUCCUGCCUUGAAGAAUCUUAUUAAGUAAUUUGCUCACAUGCACUAUAUCCCAUCCAGCCCUGGUGACUUACCCAAUGUUUUUCAGAAGUUCCAGCACAUCAGAGCCAAAUGGCUUGUUUCUGCUCCUAUAUCUUAAUGUCAAUAUGUUCCAGCAUAUUAACCUGUUCUCCGCUCUCACAUUAAUCAAGGUCACUCUGGUGAAUACUGAAGCAAGGUAUUCAUUAUGGACAAUCCCCCUCUCCUCUGACUCCAGACACAUUUCCUCUUUUAUCCCUGAUCGGUCCUACCCUCACUUUAGUCAUCCUCCUCUUCACAUAUUUGUAGAAUGCCUCUGGAUUGACUUAAUCCUAAUCACUAAGGCCUUCUCAUGGCACCGUUUAGCUCUCCUAAGACCUUCUAAAGCUCCAUCCAAGCUACCUUAUGAUGGUCAAGUGCACUGUCUGACCCUUGCUUCCUUCUUAGAUAUUCAACCUUUCCCCAGUCCUCUAGUCCAUCCUUGUAAAUUUUUACUGCACUCUUUCCAUCUUAUUGAUAUCUUCCCUGUAGGCAGAUGAUCAGAACAGCACACAAUACUCCAAAUUAGGCUUCACCAACACCUUAACCAACUUCAGCAUAACAUCCCAGCUCCUGCAUUCAAUAUGUUGAUUUAUGAAGGCCAUUGUGCCAAAAGCUCUCUUUACAACACUGUAACACAUGGCGACACCUUCAAAGAAUUAUGAAACUGCAUUCCCAGAUCCCUCUGUUCUUUGCACUCCUCAGCCUUACCGCUUACCAUGCAAAACCUACCCUGGUUUUUCCUCUUAAAGGCAAAGACAGAUGGAGGUUCUAAGUAAGUAAUAAAGUUUUUAGUAAGUGUUUUUGGUAGUGUAUAGCAAGUAUGCUGAGCAUGAGCAGUGGUAUCUUCUUUGUGUGAGAUGCGGGCACUCUGGGAGACCUCCAGUUUCCUUCAUAAGUACAUCAGCACAAAGUGCAUCAAGUUGCAACUCCUUCGAGACUAUGUAAAGGAACUGGAGCUGCAGCUUGAUGACCUUCGGCUCAUACAGGAGAAUGAGGAGGUAAUGGAUAGGUGCAACAGGGAGGUAGUUACCCUUAAGUUGCAGGAGGCAAUACCCCAUGUGACUGUCAGGAGAGGGAAAGGGAAAAGGCAGCUACUGCAGAGCACCCUGUGGUCAAUCCCCUUUAUACUAUAGGUAUAAUGCUUUGCAUAUUGUUGGGUGGGGCAACCUACCAGGGGAAACUACAGCGAUCAGAUCUCUGGCACCGAGUCUGGCUAUGUGGCUCAGAAGACAAUACUGCUCUCCAAUGUUCGCUCCCUGGAAAACAAACUGGAUUACCUUUGUCAGCAACUGAUCCAGCACAAGAUGAGGAACUGCUGUGUGCUAUUCUUACAGAAUCAUGGCUCAAGAACAAUAUUCCAUGCAGCAUCAACCUUCAGGCCAUGCCAUUCGGGGACUUGUGCUAAUAGUAUUUUGUGACUGUAUUGUGCUUUAUUGUAAGCUUGUGCUGCACCAUUACUAAUGUGCUGUAUUGUAACUGUGUACUGUCUUUUCCUCCUUGGUUCCAGAGGAACAAUGUUUAAUUUAGCUGUAUACAUCUGUAAGGUUGAAUGACAAUAAACUUGAACUUGACAUGGA
This is a messenger RNA of Hypanus sabinus (Atlantic stingray), 13446 nucleotides long. Its product is annotated as A-kinase anchor protein 12-like. Gene Ontology annotation, molecular function: calmodulin binding; protein kinase A binding. Gene Ontology annotation, biological process: regulation of protein kinase C signaling; signal transduction. The transcript is spliced from 4 exons. Lineage: Eukaryota; Metazoa; Chordata; Chondrichthyes; Myliobatiformes; Dasyatidae. The record is from RefSeq and is a predicted model, not a curated record. The coding region runs from base 601 to 9357 and encodes 2918 amino acids. Gene Ontology annotation, cellular component: cytoplasm.